AUGUCGGGCGAACACUCUCCCGAGUGUCCCAUCAAUCCGACGGGUGAAGAUGACAAGGAGAAGAAUAAGAAUGAUGAUGGAAAACCUGAGAAUGAGAAACAAGAUGAGUCAAGUGGCUCAAAAGGCAAGAAAAAGAAAAACAAGAAUGAUGAUGACGACUCGGAAUCAAGUGAUGAUGAGAUGUCAUAUAGAGAAUGGAAGGCAUGGAAAAAGGAGCAAAAGUUGAAGAGCAAAAAGAAGAAGAAAACUAGCUCCAAGAUCUUGAUUGACUCAAGUGAUGACUCGGACUCCGACCACAAGCAAGGAUCUUUUCGGAAUUCUAGCAAAAAAGAGUUUGACAAGAUAGAGGAUGCACCAACCGCCAAGGAUGCUUGGGACACUCUCCAAGUCAACCACCAAGGCUCAAGAAAAGUUUGUGAGUCAAGAAUCAAGACAUUGGAAGAUGAGCUAAGCCUUUUCUCUAUGAAAAAGGAUGAGAGUGUCAAAGAAAUGUACAACCGGAUGAAGAAGAUCACCAAUCAAAUUAAAUCACUUGGAGGUGAUUAA
Molecule: messenger RNA, 546 nt
Organism: Panicum virgatum (switchgrass)
Lineage: Eukaryota; Viridiplantae; Streptophyta; Magnoliopsida; Poales; Poaceae
Product: protein PXR1-like
Exons: 2
Coding region: 1-546 (181 amino acids)
Source: RefSeq, a predicted model, not a curated record